AUGGAACGCAGUCUGGAGGAGCUAUUUGCCGAGCUGGAGCAGCAGACGGGCGGCGCGGCUGCCGCGGGGCCGGCGGAGCCGGCGGAGCCGGCCCAGCCGGCCGCAGACGUGCUGGACCUGCGAGACCCGGCCGAGCAGCACGCCCAGCAGGCGUUCGAGCAGAUCGACCGGCGGCUGCGGGCGCUGCCGAAGCUGCAGAACAGCUUCGACGCGCUCGCCGCGCAGCAGCGGCCGCUGCGGUCGCCACAGCAGCCGGCGGCGGGCGCCAGCGCCGCCGACGACUGGUUCCUGCUGCCCAAGCCCGACAGGGCGACCCGCGACCGCGCCCAGCGCGACCUGCUGCUGCUCAGGCACCGUGCCGCACUCGACCCGAAGAGACACUACAAGAAGGACCGCUGGCAGGUGCCCGAGCGGUUCGCCAUCGGCACCGUCGUCGAGGACAGCUCCGAGUUCUACAGCAGCAGACUCACCAACAGACAGCGCAAGGCCACCAUGCUCGAGACCCUCAUGGCCGACGAAGACACCACCCGCUACUUCAAGCGCAAGUACACGCAGAUCCAGCUCGCCAGCACCAGCGGCCGCAAGGCCCACUAUCGCGCAAGCAAGGCCCGGCGUCGCCACAGGAGCUGA
Molecule: messenger RNA, 630 nt
Organism: Torulaspora globosa
Lineage: Eukaryota; Fungi; Ascomycota; Saccharomycetes; Saccharomycetales; Saccharomycetaceae
Gene: FCF2
Product: Fcf2p
Exons: 1
Coding region: 1-630 (209 amino acids)
Biological process (GO): RNA processing
Cellular component (GO): nucleolus
Molecular function (GO): RNA binding
Source: RefSeq, a predicted model, not a curated record